Molecule: messenger RNA, 3352 nt
Organism: Carassius gibelio (silver crucian carp)
Lineage: Eukaryota; Metazoa; Chordata; Actinopteri; Cypriniformes; Cyprinidae
Product: chondroitin sulfate proteoglycan 5-like
Exons: 7
Coding region: 651-2357 (568 amino acids)
Biological process (GO): nervous system development
Source: RefSeq, a predicted model, not a curated record
AUGUUUGGACAGUCGUCUAUGGGUGACCCAGUUUCAGACGCUUUGUUCGGGGGAACCGCCUGCAUCAGUUUUGUAGGCUACCUUUAUUCAAAGAGGUCAGUUAAAUUAUUUAUAAUGAAACAAUUUAUAUGACAGUAUUUGAUAUAUAUAAGUUAACUUCAAUGCAUUUGGGAACAGCAAGUGGGGACAUAUUGGGGACAUUUUAGUGAUUCUCUCACACGACACAAAUUGUGUCAGUAAUGAGGCGCAUGAGCAGAUUCUUCACAUCAACCGAGAGAGAGUUCGACUGACACAAAACACUCGUCCGCUGGAAUUAACCUACUGUAGACAGUGGCAGCGCUUUCUUAGUUGGCGCCUGAUACUGGCUCUCAUUACCAAUGAGACUUGGCAUCUUGUUGGAGUAGGAUAAGAAAUGACGGGUCCCUAGCGACGCUAAGGGUGGACUGAAUCUCAACCAAAGAGGAAUAACAAGUGAAGACAACAUCUGAAGUUGAGCAUGAAGCAUCGCGGUUCGUGACUCUUUCAAUCGAAGUAGAUUUAUGUCUAGGAUAAUUGCUCAGAUUCUCCGAAAUAUCUCCCGUAUGACUAUAUGUUAAAUCGAAGAUCCACCUGGUUCAGCAGAAGUGUUUUGGAAGCCCGUCUGUGUGAGGAUGAAGUCCAGGCGCAGGUUGUGUUCAGCAGGCUGGGAGUCAAUGGUGCUGUCCAGCGUCCUGCUGCUUCACUUCGCUUCUUUGUGUGUUAAUGGCAGUUCCUUUAUCUCCAACUCUACUGGGACUAACUCCUCAGACCUGAAUGGGAAUGGGCUUAAGCUUGCACUUCCUAUCACCAGGACCCACGUUCACUCUCAGAAACCACGAGCUGGAGAAGAGUCCGGCAGCCUUGGAGAAACCUCAUCCAGUGCUGUGAGGGACAGCAGUUUUGAAAGGGAACACGUCAUUGAUUUGACGAUAGACGGCAUGGCUGCCCGGCUGCCCACGCUGGCUGAACCCCGGACACGUGGCCUGUCCCAGCUAGACUUUAACGAGGAGAGAACUGAGGACAGUGCUCCACGCUGGAAAAGCGAGAGACUACAAGCGGAUGGGACGUUUAUAGAUCCGGUCACUAGUCCUUCUCCUGAGUCCACCCCUUCCCAACCAGAAGAAGUUAUCAAGGUGAAUUUUUACAAUCCUUCUUACCAACAGAGUGUUCCUGAUCCUCCUGCUUGGGUUCAGGAGCUCCAGGGUAGUUUUUAUGAUUAUCUAUCACCUGACUAUUCACCCACUGAAGUUUAUCUAGAGGAGAGCCAACCAUUGCCACCUGACAUGGAAGAUGAAAACGUUCCUCUCAUAGCCAGCACAGUUCCCUCCAACGCUAGAGUUAUUACCCUUGAUGAUGGAUCUGGAGAAUCUUCAGCUGGAGCAUCGGAUGUGCUCACCUCCGGUUGUCUCUAUGGUUUUGUGCGUUACAAUGGCACAUGUAUCUCGUCAUGCGACAUCUUCCCUAGUUACUGCUUCAAUGGAGGACAGUGUUAUGUGGUGGACAGUAUUGGUGCUUUUUGCCGGUGUAACAUUCAGGAGUAUAUCUGGAACAAAGGUUCAAGGUGCGAGUCGGUCAUUUCUGAUUUCCAAGUGAUGUGUAUAGCAGUGGGUGGAGCUGCUGUCAUGUUGUUACUCCUCUUCAUGGUUAUAGUCGUUUUCUCCAAGAGGAUGCACGUGCUAAAGACUGAAAACAGACGACUUCGCAAGCACAGUAAGUUUCGUCCUAAGUCGGAGCAGCACAUCGAUAACUUCUCGCUGUCCACUGUCGCAGAGGGCUCUCAGGCAAAUGUAAGGAAACUCUGUGACACCCCGACUAACCUCCCCCAUGCCCGUGCUUUGGCUUGCUAUGAUAACCUUAUGUGUCAGAAAACCAUGACCAGAUACACGUGGGAAUAUAAACCCAAAGAGGAUCCCUGCAGCGAGGAUUGCACUUGCAAAGAAGAGCCAUGCAAAUGUCCCCCUAAAGAGGACGAGUCUUUGAAGAACCAGAACUCACUCAUGCCAAAACUGGAAGACGACAAGGCUGCAACAGAAGACAAUGCAGAGGAGGGUGGUGUGACCAUCGACUUAGAGUUGCUUCUCCCCAAAGAGGCGAAAAUGCUCCCCGAGACAAGCCCGCCACUGCACUACAAUGUCUUUCUCUACAAGCACCCCAAAUCCCCUAAAAAGUCACCUGUGCUGCGCCUUCCUCCUGGCAGAUCGGUACAGGGGAGGCCUGUGUCCCAGCUCUUCCCCAGACGUAGCUCCGAACCCAGCUACUGCCCCAUUAGCACACGUUCCCUACCGGGAGUCCUGUCCGGCUCAUCCAGCCCUCACCUGGGCACGGACUACACACCUUAACAGUAGUGAUGUCCAAAAAAAAAUGGCAAAUUUAUCCUACAUGCUACUUGACUGUGAGAAAUUUAAGACACUGAUUGGUAAUGAGUGAGUCUUGUGAAUAAACAAGAAAUGAAAUGGGAUGCAUUUUAGCGUAGGCCUUUACCGAAACAAAAUCACUCCGCAUCGCAACAAAGGUUAGUAGAUGAUAAAUGAUGAAAUGAAUUAGCAUUGAUGUGUAACAGGAGAAUAAAGGAAAAAUAAGUCGAGAAACUGUUAAUUUGGUGUUACAGACAAACAUGGAUCUCAGAUAUGUGUUAUGGUGCCAUGUUUUAUGUUGUGUUUUGUCAAACAGCACAUUCAUAUUCAUACACAUGCAUUCACAAAAAUGAUGGAACCUGUAAACAUUCAGGGCAAACAACUUGAUAACUAUUAUUAUUAACAAGGUGCUUUUUGUGUGUUUUUGAGGUUAGAUUAAAACUUUGAGAAUAAAUAAUUUAAUUGUUUACAUCUGACAGUGUUUAUUGUUGGUUCUUCGGACAAAAAUUUGGUCAUAGUAGUAGUUUGUCAAUAAUGCAAGAGGGCAGUAACAGAGACAUUUUUCCAGCCAAAGCCAGUUCGUUGAUGAUUCUGUGAUAUCAAUCAUCAUCCUUUUCAACUCUCUUCCAAUAGUGCAUGUGAAAUCAGUCGUGUCCCCAACUAAGCAAGCCAAACGCAACAGAUCAUGUUUGUCAUAAGAUUUGUGUUAUCAUGUUUUGGUUGCACUUUAUUUUACAGUACGUGUACUAACAUGUACUUACAGUGUAUUUAUCUAAGAAAGUUCUGGUAACACAAGGUAACUACAAUGGGGUAGGGUUAGGUUUAGGGGUAGGUUCAGGGUUAGUACCUAGUUAUUAAAUAGUUAUUGUAAUUACUAUAAUACACAGUAUGUACAUGAGGAACAGGAGUGUAAAAUAAAGUGCUCCCAUGUUUUCUUGUAAAUGUAUUAUUCAAGAAUAAAUCAACAGGAAGAAUUGUAA